Messenger RNA from Notodromas monacha, 1889 nucleotides. The record is from the annotation of a GenBank genome assembly. Lineage: Eukaryota; Metazoa; Arthropoda; Ostracoda; Podocopida; Cyprididae.
CUCAUCCACACACAUAAACCACAACCAUGUUUCAAAUCCCAGCAGUUUCAGCUGUGCUUGCACCAGUGUUGAUUAUUAUUUUUGGGAAUGAAUUGGUUUGCGAUGGAGCUCAAAUUGGUGGGNAGCCAGACCCAGUGGUGCAAGUGGCCCACACAGGCAAAAAAACAGUUUCUUAUUUCGGCAAAGUGGAGUUGUCAGACAAAGGCAGACUUUUUGCAUCUUUCAGUGGAAUUGGGUAUGCAAAACCCCCGAUUGGGGAACUCAGGUUCAAGCCACCAGCACCAAUUUUAGAAGAUGACCUCCCUAAAAUUGUAGAAGCUACGCAAGAAAAAUCUGCUUGUGUACACUAUGACAUGUUCAACAUCCAUGAUGUUGUGGGAUCAGAAGACUGUCUGUAUCUCAACAUCUUCAAGCCAUACCAUGAGCCAGAUAAGAAGUUGCCAGUAAUGCUCUGGAUUCAUGGAGGAGCAUUUGUUUGGGGUUCAUCACAUAGAUUAUUUUAUGGACCCAAUUAUUUGAUGGACAGAGACAUUAUUUUGGUGACUAUCAACUACAGACUGGGAGCAUUUGGAUUCUUGUCAACUGAAGAUAAAAAUUACCCUGGAAACAUGGGAUUGUUGGACCAAUCAGCUGCUUUGAAGUGGGUCAAAUCUCACAUUGGGUUUUUUGGUGGAAACCCAGAGAAAAUCACACUUUUUGGAGAAAGUGCUGGAGGGGCUUCAGCUCACUUUCAGAUGCUCUCUCCACACAACAAAGGUCUCAUUCAUGCAGUGAUUUCAGAAAGUGGUGUAGCCAAUGCACCUCAUGUUCUGCAACUUCAUGCCUUGCAAAAUGCUAGAAAACUGGCACAAGCACUCACCUGUCCACUGGAUGACAAAAUUGAAAUGAUGAAGUGUCUGCAGAUUACUGAUGCCAAAGACCUGGCUAUUGCUGAUGGAUCCAUGUAUCAAUUUUCCUUUCUGCCAUUGAGAUUUGUUCCCAGAAUAGACAUUGAGGCCAAAAAUCCCUUCAUUCCUGAUAACCCAUUGACUCUCAUUCAGCAAGGGAAGUUUGAAAAAGUCCCCUGGCUCACUGGAACUACUCAGGAAGACGGAUUGAUGUUCACUUAUGGUGCCUUUGUCAGUGAAAUUAUGAGAAAUGACCUCAGGAGAGAUUGGGAAUCACAUCACAAGUUUUUGUACCUCAUUGGCUUCAAUUUAGAGGACAGUGACAAGAUUUGGCCCAUGAUUGAGGCUCAUUAUUUUGAUGGUCCUUGGGGCACUUUGGAGAGUGUGUUUGACCUCACGAGGAGUAUGACAGACUACUGGUUCAAAUCACCAGCUCAAGAAGCAGCUGAAGAAGUUUCAAAACACUCUCCAGUUUAUCUUUAUGACAUGGAUCAUGGCACUGAUAAAAGCUGGACCAAGACAGAGACUCUUCACGUGCCUGGAAUCAAAGUAGACAAGAAGGACAUGGAAAGGCAUUGGGGAACCGGUCAUGGAGAUGAACUCCAGUUCUUCUUCAAAUGGGAAGGCGUGAAAGGCGUUUCCGACGACAACAACGAAGCUGACAUGGAAAUGAAAGAGAUCUUUUUGGAUUACUUCACGAACUUUGCGACCUUCGGGUCUCCAAACAAUCCAAGCUUUCCAAAACACCGCUUAAACUGGCCAAAUUUCAAAUGGAAUUCCACAGCGAGUAACAUUUUCGUUUUCAACCCGAACCCACGACUGGUUCCCGAAUUGCUAACCAGCAAAUCCCACGAGUUCUGGAAGAACCUUCGCAAAAUCCAUGGGAUCAAACCAUCUCACGGAAGAUUUUAUUCCAACAACAACGAACUCUGAAUAAUAAAGACGGUAUUCGAAAAAUUUUAAUAAGGUUUUUCGCGGGAGGAACAAAAAAUAUAUACGAGA